AUGCUUCAAGCGUGUCGUAGCGUGGACGAGUUUGAGAGAUUGAACAAGAUCGAUGAAGGCACGUAUGGAAUAGUCUUCAAAGCGCGGGAUAAGAAAACGGGAGAGGUGGCGGCGUUGAAGAGGGUGAAAAUGGACGAGGCGACGGAUGGAUUCCCUCUUACUGCUCUUAGAGAAGUCAACAUACUGCUAUCGUUGGAUCAUCCGAGCAUUGUGAACGUCAACGAGGUAGUCGUCGGCUCAAAGUUAAACUUUGUAUUCAUGGUGAUGGAAUACGUUGAAAAUGAUUUGAAAGGUCUCAUGGAUCAGAUGGCGCAGUCGUCUUCGCCCAAAUUUACGAUUCCCGAGACAAAGGCGUUAAUGCUACAGCUUCUGAGUGGGAUGUCGUAUUUGCACGAAAAUUGGAUCAUGCAUCGUGACUUGAAAAUGUCUAACAUUCUCGUCACGAACUCGGGCGAUUUGAAAAUAUGCGACUUCGGUCUGGCAAGACAAUUUGGUGGAGUCGGUAGAUACACGCAACUAGUCGUUACGCUUUGGUAUCGUGCACCGGAGUUGCUAUUGGGAUCGACAACUUACGGUCCAGCCAUUGAUGUCUGGAGUCUAGGCUGCAUCUUCGGCGAAUUACUCGCCGGAAGUCCUCUGUUCAAUGGUCGUGCGGAAAUCGAUCAGCUACAAAAGAUUUUUAAGCUUCUCGGCACGCCAAACGAUAAGAUAUGGCCGGAGUUUAGCUCACUCCCGAGUGUGCAAAAAGUCACGUUCGCCGAGCAACCUUACAACAAGUUGCGUCAGAAAUUCCCGCAGGCGUCGACUGGUUUGAGCGAUAAAGGAUACGAGUUGCUCAACCAUCUGUUGACGUACGAUCCCGCAAGGCGCCUCACUUGCUCUGAAGCGCUGAAUGAUGCUUUUUUCGAGGAGUAUCCGCCUCCACAACGACCCGUAUUCAUGAACUCAAAGUAG
Molecule: messenger RNA, 954 nt
Organism: Ostreococcus lucimarinus CCE9901
Lineage: Eukaryota; Viridiplantae; Chlorophyta; Mamiellophyceae; Mamiellales; Bathycoccaceae
Exons: 1
Coding region: 1-954 (317 amino acids)
Biological process (GO): regulation of mitotic cell cycle; protein phosphorylation
Cellular component (GO): nucleus
Molecular function (GO): ATP binding; cyclin-dependent protein serine/threonine kinase activity
Source: RefSeq, a predicted model, not a curated record